Messenger RNA from Camellia sinensis, 2462 nucleotides. Lineage: Eukaryota; Viridiplantae; Streptophyta; Magnoliopsida; Ericales; Theaceae. The record is from RefSeq and is a predicted model, not a curated record.
UAAUUAAAUGGACAUCAUGCAACACAAGUUUGCAUUUCCAGAUGGUGCCUAUAUCUAACGAUUUUUAACUAAUACUGUUCUGGUUUUUUUUAGUAGUCAAAACUUUCACAAGUUCAACAAAUAGAACUAUUUCUCCGGGAAAAAAAUGAAAACAGAGACUCACGUCGUCCUUGUUCCGUUUGUUGCAUUUGGCCACAUGAUGCCAUUUUACGAGCUCUCCCUCAUCUUAGCCAAGGCCGGUAUUCGCGUCUCUUACGUUUCAACCCCAAGAAACAUCCAGAGGCUCCCUCAACUCCCUCCUGAAUUAUCAUCACUCGUCACCUUUGUUCCUAUUCCUUUGCCUUCGCUGGGCUCCAACCUCUUGCCGGAAGGUGCAGAGGCCACUGUCGACAUUACGGCCGACAAAAUGGGGCACUUGAAGGCCGCAUUUGAUCUCCUCAAACAACCCUUCAAGCAAUUCGUCGCUGAAAAGUCUCCGGACUGGAUCGUGACCGACGCCAUCUGUUCCUGGACAGUUGAUGUCGCUGAGGAGUGUCAUGUCCCCGCCGUUAUCUUCUUCCCCUUCACUGCCGCCACCCGUGUGUUCGUCGGACCACCGGAAUAUUUAGUCGGUGAUGCUCAGAGAAGAGUGAGGUCGUCGCCGGAGGACCUGACGUCCCCGCCGUCAUGGGUAAGUUUCCGGUCAUCGGUAGCAUUUCGUCUUUACGAAGCAAUCGGCUUUUUUACUGGGUUAAACACAAGAAAUGCCUCCGGCAUUACAGAUGCUGAACGAGUCGUUAAAUCACUUGGAGGGUGUCGAGCUGUGGCGAUACGUAGUUGCAGAGAGUUCGAAGGAGAGUACUUAGAUUUGUUUGAGAAAAUUAUCGGUAAACCUGCGAUUCCAGUGGGGUUACUUCUCCCGGCAAAACCCGACAAAACACGAAUCGCCGCCGCUGACGACGGCGCGUGGAGUAAGAUCUUCGAAUGGCUCGAUGAACAGAAACCCAAAUCAGUGGUGUUCGUUGGGUUCGGAAGCGAGUGUAAACUCACGAGAGACCAGACUUACGAGAUAGCUUCCGGGCUAGAGUCAUCGGAAUUGCCAUUUUUGUGGGCUCUGAGAAAACCCAGUUGGGCUUCCGACGAUCUCGAUGCUCUCCCGCCGAAAUUCAAUUGCCGUAUCUCCGGCAGAGGUAAAGUCUGCAUCGGAUGGGCACCGCAGAUUGAGAUUCUGGCUCACCCAUCGAUAGGAGGCUCGUUGUUUCACGCCGGAUGGGGUUCGGUGAUCGAAACAUUGCAAUUCGGGCAUUGUAUGGUUGUUUUGCCACAGAUCUUCGAUCAGCCAUUGAAUGCGAGGUUGUUGGUGGAGAAAGGCUUGGCAAUUGAAGUGAAGAGAGGUGACGAUGGGUCGUUUAACGGGAACGACAUAGCUCGGUGUCUGAGAAAAGCUAUGAUUUCUGAGGAAGGAGACGAAAUGAGAGCUCAGGUGAAAAAAGCUGCUGAAAUUUUUGGAGAUCGAAAGCUUCAUGAGGAAUAUGUUGCUGGUUUUGUUGAGUAUCUUAAAACUGAGAAGUCACGUUUGGGUGUCUAAAGGUUGAAAGCAAGGAGUCCGGAUUCUCAGUAGCACUUUCCUGCCGCCCACCAAAACAUUGUCGUUUUGGAGGUUUUUUUUUUUUUUUUCUUUCUCUUUCUCUUUCUUUCUUUCUUUCUUAUCAUCAACAUUGGGCACUAUGUUGCUGAUACAUCAACACUGGUACACUGGCAUGUUGCUGUCUCUCACCGAUGAUUAACUCUCUCUCUCUCUCUCCCUCUCUUCCUUGUAUGUCUUCCUCUUCUUUUCUCCGUAUUUUUCAAAUCAUCAUACCCACUGAAAGAAAACAAAAACAAAAACAAAAACAAAAAAAAAAAAAAAGAAGAAGAAGAAAAUAAAACUGAAUGUUGAAGCUUGAUUAUCUCAUCCAACUCGGUUUCGAACAUCAUCUCCAUGACAGCAAACGGAGCUCUCUCACAACGAAAUAUUGUUUAGAUUCUAGCUCUCUCUCACAGCGUUCAUUGAUUCAAAUGUCAUUGGGGAGCUUUCAUCAAAAAAUCGAAGAAAUCAAUUUAAAAGUUGAAGCUGGCCAGCAAAAUAAAAAUUUAUAUUUUAGAUGUUUAUUCUCUUCCUUUUCUUUUUUUUAAAAAAAAAAAAAUGAUUUAUCAAUUUGUGGGUUUGUAGUGAUUUUUUGUUGAGUAGUUUGUGAAUGUUAGAUGUUUGUUGAAACACCUCAAUGAUACGUUAAUGUUAAAUACAUGUUCAAAGUGUGAACCAUGGCUCUGAUGCACUUUUGACAAAAUUGUUAGUCAGCUCCAUGUCCUCCUACGAAUCAGACUCUAUCGCCGCCUCACCUCGCCUUGCCUCCGUCGCCUAUCCGUUCGUCACCUCUGUCCCCUUGCCUCGCCUUGCCUUUCCUUUCCUUGCCUCGCCUCUCUCUCUUGUCCAGAUCUGC